Vicia villosa (hairy vetch) is the source of this 2193-nucleotide messenger RNA. RefSeq names its product protein FAR1-RELATED SEQUENCE 11-like. Gene Ontology annotation, biological process: regulation of DNA-templated transcription. Bases 1 to 2193 code for a protein of 730 amino acids. NCBI's taxonomy places the organism in Eukaryota, Viridiplantae, Streptophyta, Magnoliopsida, Fabales, Fabaceae. Gene Ontology annotation, molecular function: zinc ion binding. The record is from RefSeq and is a predicted model, not a curated record. The transcript has 3 exons.
AUGGAUAUUGUUAUUAGAAGAAAUUUUAAUUUGAAUGAGAGUCCAACUGAUGAUAUUUCUUUAGAAAAUGGUUAUUCAGAAAUAGUUGUUGAUCAUUUUGAUCAUAAUAUCAUGGAGAAAGACAUGUUAGAAGUUGAAAAAAUUGGAACUUUUGAGAGUCAAAAUCCUAUAUUUUCAAGUCCGAAUAUUGUUAUAAAUAGUUUUUUAGAAGAAGUUGAUGAAGAUGAAGUUUGUGAUGAGACAAAUAUGGUUCCUUUUAUUGGUCAAAUAUUUCUUACUGAAGAAGAAGCAUUUGCUUUUUACAAGAGAUAUGCAUAUCAUCACGGGUUCUCAAUUCGAAAAGGUCGGUUCAUAAAACAAAAGGAUGGAAUUAUUAGUCGGCGUGAUUUUUUUUGUCAUCGUGAAGGUAGAGUUUCCUCGAAAGACAUAGAACCAUCAAAAGAACAGAGAAAAAGAGAAUCAGCAAAGUGUGAAUGUAAAGCUCAUUUACGAAUUAAACUACAAAAGUCUCAAGAUAUAUUUCCAAGUGAGUGGCGAGUUACAACAUUUGUUGUUGAACACAAUCAUGGUUUACUAACUCAAUCAGAGGUGCGUUUUUUACCUUCUUAUCGAACUAUCUCUGAAAAUGAUUACAAUCGCAUUUUCUUAUUAAAAGAAGGUGGGCUUUCUGUUAGACAAAUAAUGCGUAUCUUAGAGUUAGAGAAAAAUGUGAAGCAUGGAUAUCUUCCAUUUAUUGAAAAGGACGUUCGCAAUCUUUUUUUGAAAGCCAAUAAAAAAGUUGAAGGAAGUGAUGCUGUGGAUCUUCUAAAUUAUUGUGAGAAUGCAAAAAAGAGUUGCUCAAAGUUUCAAUAUUCUUAUACACUUGAUGAAGAAAAAAGGCUAGAACAUAUUUUUUGGUCCUCUGCUUCUUGCUUUGAUUGGUACAAAAAAUAUGGUGAUGUUGUUGUAUUUGAUACUACAUACAAGGUAAAUUCUUAUGAAAUGCCGUUUGGAAUUUUUGUGGGUAUGAAUAACCAUGGAAAGACUAUACUUUUUGGAUGUGCACUUUUACGGAAUGAAACAAUGUCUGCAUUUCGUUGGUUAAUGAAGUCACCGAGGACUAUAUUAACCGACCAAGAUCCAUGGAUGAAAGAAGCAAUCUCGAAAGAAAUGUCAUCAACAAAGCAUAGUUUCUGUAUAUGGCAUAUAACUUUCAAGUUUAGUUCUUGGUUUAAUGCUAUACUUCGAGACAAAUAUGCAAAAUGGUGUUCUGAUUUUUAUGUAUUGUAUAAAUUGGAGACAUGUGAAGAAUUUGAGUAUCAAUGGCCAAAAGUUGUUUCUAAGUAUAACUUGCAGACAAAUAAACAUGUGAAAGGAUUGUAUGAGAUUAGAAAGUAUUGGGCACUCGCUUAUCUUCGUGAAUAUUUCUUUGGUGGAAUGACAACCACUGGAAGAUCAGAGAGUAUUAACGCAUUCAUUAAGAGAUUCAUCAAUUCCCACACAAGUUUAACUGACUUUGCAAAGCAGGUUGAUAUAGCAAUUGAUGAUAUUAAGCAAAAAGAAGAGCUUGAUAUAAUGUUAGAAAAGUGCAAAGGGUCAAAUAUGAAGUUGAUGUCACCAUUACAAGAGCAAGCUCAAAGUGUUCUCACACGUUUUUCUUUUCAGAAGUUUCAAGAUGAGUUUGAAAGAUCCAUCCAAUACUCAAUUCUUCAUGAGAAUGGUAAUGUGUUAGUGUUGCAAUACUAUAAAGAUGAUAAUAGUAAGAAACAUCAAGUAUUUUGGGAUGGUAAAAUAGCUAUAUGUAGUUGCAAACUAUUUGAAUUUUGGGGGAUAUUGUGUCGCCACAUUCUUAGUGUUUUUCUUCAUAAAGAUUGUCAUAGAAUCCCUAAUGACUACUUGUUGUCACGAUGGCGGCUUCAAGAAUCACAUGCAGAUGAUGAAGUAGUUGAUUAUCAAAUAAUGGAUUGUAAUAAUGAAGCUGGUUCACAACAAGUUAUUCAUUGUCCCCCAAUUUCCAAAACAAAAGGCCGUCCUAAACGAAGACGAAUUAAAGGUGGAAAAGAGUUAUCUCAUAACAUGAAUGCUUGUGGAUUAUGCAAAGGCGAAGGACAUAACAUUGUUACAUGUCCCCUAAAAGAAAAAAAGAAGACAAACAAAAAAAAGAAAAAUUGUGAAGAUGCCAAUUUAAAUCCAAUUCUUCUUUCAAAAGUUUAG